This is a messenger RNA of Odontomachus brunneus, 3132 nucleotides long. Its product is annotated as tubulin alpha-3 chain-like. NCBI's taxonomy places the organism in Eukaryota, Metazoa, Arthropoda, Insecta, Hymenoptera, Formicidae. The coding region runs from base 427 to 1743 and encodes 438 amino acids. Gene Ontology annotation, molecular function: structural constituent of cytoskeleton; GTP binding. Gene Ontology annotation, biological process: microtubule cytoskeleton organization; mitotic cell cycle. The record is from RefSeq and is a predicted model, not a curated record. The transcript is spliced from 6 exons. Gene Ontology annotation, cellular component: microtubule; cytoplasm.
UUAUAACAUAGAAUAUAUGUACAUAUUUAAUAUGUGCAUAUAUAUUUUUUUUUUAUUAAAUAAAAAGAUUCGUAUUUAAGGACCAAAAGAGUACGAAUGCCUAGAAUUAAGGUACAUGUCCAGGCAUUGAUACUUUUACAUUAAUCUCUGCGACAGCUAGUGAUGUGAACUUGGUUACAUAUCAUUUCCGAAAUUUUUUACGUAUUUGGUCUCGAGUAUUACAAAUGAACAUCUAUUAAUCAUCUGAAAUGUCUAUUUAAGAGAAAUUUUGCAUGAAUCUUGUUCAAUUCUUUAGGAAAAAUAUGUAAUAUCAAAUUAUCAUGUAUCGUACAUUCAAGGCAACUUAUCAUAGAACAUUUAACAUUUAACACGAAAGUCAUGUGUCGUGUAUUGUUGUGAGAUAAAUAAAAUACAGUACAUGGCUCAAUGAGUACCUAUCGUGAGGCAGUUACGAUCUCCGUGGGGCAAGCCGGAACGCAGAUCUCAAACGCUUGCUGGGAAUUACUUUGCCUCGAGCAUGGAAUUAGAUCCGAUGGAUUUCUUUAUGCGGGAUAUAGACCAUCGGAUGAUGCGUAUUGCGCAUUCUUCUCACCGUCGCAGACGAGGAAGUUCACACCGCGCGCUGUACUGAUCGACUUGGAGCCAACGGUGAUCGAUGAGAUCAGGACUGGCUCUUACAGAAACCUUUUCGGUCCGGAAUGUUUAAUCACGGGAAAGGAAGAUGCCGCGAACAAUUUCGCCAAGGGUUACUACUCGAUCGGUCGCGAGGCGAUUGACAUCACGUUAGAUCGUAUCCGCAUAAUAUGCGAAAACUGUUCGAAUUUGAGUGGCUUUAUAAUCUAUAGAUCGUGCGGCGGUGGCACGGGCAGUGGUUUCGCGACUUUACUGUUGGAAAAUCUCGGCGAAGAUUACGCUAAGAAAACGAAGUUGGACUUUGCCGUUUGCACCGCGCCAAAUAUUGCCACUGCGAUUGUCGAGCCUUACAAUUCUAUUUUCGCCACACACGGUGCGCUGGAUCACGAAGAUUGCUGUUUCGUGAUAGAUAACGAGGCGUUGUACGACAUGUGCGCUAGGAGAUUGGACGUCGAGAAUCCAACGUACACGAAUCUCAACCGCUUGCAGGCACAGGUUGUUUCUAGCAUCACCACAUCAAUGAGAUUCAGGGCCGAUGUGAACACCAGUCUGCAAGAGUUGCAAACAAAUCUCGUGCCAUACCCGAGAAUACAUUUUCUGUUAAUGGCUUACGCGCCGAUGACUACCCCCCAGAAAGCGAUGCACACAAACGUGUCGGUUCAGCAAAUUACGUUUGAAUGUUUCGAGCCUACUAAUCAAAUGGUGAAGUGCGAUCCACGCACCGGAGCUUAUACGAGCUGUUGCCUGCUCUACCGCGGAGACGUGAAUUCUAAGGACGUUAGCAACGCGGUUAAGUCUUUAAAGGCCACAAGGUCCAUACGUUUUGUCGACUGGAGCCCGACCUCUUUCAAGGUGGGAAUCAAUCCCCAACCAGCUGUCACAGUUCCUGGUGGCGAUCUGGCAAAGUCCAGACAAACUGUCGCGACGUUGAGCAACAAUACAGCCAUUAGGUACGUUUGGUCGAGGCUCGUAAAUAAAUUUGACGCAAUGUGCAGGAGGAAGGCCUUCUUCCAUCACUAUCUAGCCGAAGGUAUGGAGGAGAGUGUUUUCGAAGAUGCUCGAGACGAUAUAACUGCUCUGGUACAAGAUUAUGUUGAAGUAGAAAAAUAAAUCUGCAUAUUAUGCGUCUCAGACAAUCGUCGCUUCUCUUAACGUACAUAAGUUUGUAAAUCAGCGUCAGUUGAGAGAAGCGUGAAAAUCAAUUUUCAGCUAGUACCUUUGCAUAACAAGCGCGACGAUGAUAACAAGUUACACAUAUCGACCUUUUGAAUUUUGUCGUUCUCGACUUAAAAGUCUGGCCUUUCAAGGGGAUUUUCCACGAGGACUGAUAAUGUAUCGAGAGUGGUAGGUAGGAAUAUUUUACGCCCAACAAUGACACGUUUAUCAAGCUGAAUGAGCAGUAACAUAAGCGAUAAACAUUAUACCAGCAAGAUCACAUCGUGAUUUCCCCGCUGCAAGGUGUGUACACCUGAUUAUCGGUCCAGUGAUGAUCUCAUCGGACUGAAUUUAAGUCGCCGAUAUCGCGAACAAAGCGGGAUUGUCAAAUAAAUAUUCCACAACAUCUCGCGUUCUCAAGAUACUCGAGAUUUUGAGAGAUCUUCGAGCGUGAGGCGCGUAAACAAGUCCGUAAGUUGCACGAAAUUUCCUUACAAACAAUUAACAAUUACGAUCUCGAGCAGACUUCUUCGUUAUUUUUCAUUCGCUUGAUCGUUAUCGCGCGAAAUUUACACGUGCAUCGCGCGUGUGUUCCGCUUCGAGUCACUUUCCGAGCGAUUAGUCAGAAGACGCACGAAACCAUCGUACUCCGGACUUCGCUUCGCUACUCGACGCUGUACGCAUAAGAUUUCUUAUCGGGAUUAGUGAUCGCGUAUCACGUCGCUCUAACGUCGCUCUCGUUUACGAUAGCACGGGAGUUUCACGUGAGCCGCGGCUGUGCAUUCUCUUAUCCGUGCGUCACUGUGUUUUUUGCACUCUCCACUCGAGACGAUCGACGUUCCCAAUUGAUUCAUAACAGCCAGCACGACGACACUGCGCAUACUUUCCGCCAAUGCCACUAUGGAUCGCUUUUACGCACUAAAGGAAUAUUUCAUAAGAUAAAGCAACACGCACAUAUACACGCGCAGAGCACUUCAGAAUCACUUAAUGUCCACAAGACUACAAAUUUUCCAAUCAUUUUUCGGAAUUUCAAAACGUUUGCGAUAAAAAUAUCGAUAAGUUUCGAAUUAAUGAUUGAUAUGAAAUAAGAAAUUAACGAUUUUUAAAUCAAGAAGAAUUACGUCUUACAAAGUUAAUUGCAAGUUAUUAGUUUAAUUUUUUUCUUAAUUUGAAAACUCGUCAUAAAGAUACGUAAAAAACGGAGAAGAAAAGAGCGAUUAUAAAAUAAUAGGUUUGCUCGAGUUGCUUGUACUUUUCACACUUUUACACCUAAUGCCCGUUGCACACUAAUGCACUCCAAACAACACAAAUUUUCAAAAAUACAUUCUGAAUACGUUUUCAGGA